Molecule: messenger RNA, 4077 nt
Organism: Talpa occidentalis (Iberian mole)
Lineage: Eukaryota; Metazoa; Chordata; Mammalia; Eulipotyphla; Talpidae
Gene: RBM5
Product: RNA binding motif protein 5
Exons: 25
Coding region: 529-2976 (815 amino acids)
Biological process (GO): mRNA splicing, via spliceosome
Cellular component (GO): nucleus
Molecular function (GO): RNA binding
Source: RefSeq, a predicted model, not a curated record
CUGCCACUCGUAAUGACCGGCGGUUCUUAAUGUCGGAGCAGGCCUUGUGGCCCCUCCCUGUCACCCGCGGGCGGUGGUCGAUCGGCCUCAGCCGGGUCACUCCAGGUGCUAAAUUACCCCAGGCAUCGGAAGGCCGCGCCCCUCCUCUCCACCAGCACUGUCAGCUUGCACAGGGCGUCCUGCAGCCCGCUUCUUUCGGGUUCUGAGUUUUCCCCGACCGGCACGCGUCUCCGACUCCACAGCCCGGCCGCCUGUCCCUCGGGUACUCCUUCGGGGCGCCCCGCAGUCUGUAGCCGCCAUCGCCCCGCAGCUGCACUUGAAACCGCUCGCUCCGCAAAAGUGAUCCUCGGACUGGGGACCUCUCGGGGGAUCGGGAAGCACUGUCAGGGAGGAAGGGAGAGCCGGACGUCCAAGCCGGUCACGCAGGCCGUGUCGCCGCCAUCUCGGCUGCGACAUCCCACGGAGGGAGGAAAAAACAACAACAAAAUUUAAACCUUUGGAGCCCAGUGCUAGAUCUUAACUAAGACAAUGGGUUCAGACAAACGAGUCAGUAGGACAGAGCGUAGUGGAAGGUACGGUUCCAUCAUAGAUAGGGAUGACCGUGAUGAGCGGGACUCCAGAAGCAGGCGGAGGGACUCAGACUACAAAAGAUCUAGUGAUGAUCGGAGGGGCGAUAGAUACGACGACUACCGAGACUAUGACAGUCCAGAGAGAGAACGCGAAAGAAGGAACAGUGACCGAUCUGAAGAUGGCUACCAUUCAGAUGGUGACUAUGGCGAGCAUGACUACAGGCAUGAUCUCAGUGAUGAGAGGGAGAGCAAGACCAUCAUGCUGCGCGGCCUUCCCAUUACCAUCACAGAGAGCGAUAUUCGAGAAAUGAUGGAAUCCUUUGAAGGCCCUCAGCCUGCAGACGUGAGGCUGAUGAAGAGGAAAACAGGUGUAAGCCGUGGUUUCGCCUUCGUGGAGUUUUAUCACUUGCAAGAUGCUACCAGCUGGAUGGAAGCCAAUCAGAAAAAGUUGGUGAUUCAAGGAAAACACAUUGCAAUGCAUUAUAGCAACCCCAGACCUAAAUUUGAAGAUUGGCUUUGUAACAAGUGCUGCCUUAACAAUUUCAGGAAAAGACUAAAAUGCUUCCGAUGUGGAGCAGACAAAUUUGACUCUGAACAGGAGGUGCCCCCUGGAACCACAGAAUCAGUUCAGUCUGUGGAUUACUACUGUGAUACAAUCAUACUUCGAAACAUUGCUCCACAUACUGUGGUGGAUUCCAUUAUGACAGCGCUAUCUCCCUACGCAUCCUUAGCUGUCAAUAACAUUCGCCUCAUAAAAGACAAACAGACCCAACAGAACAGAGGCUUCGCGUUUGUGCAGCUGUCUUCUGCAAUGGAUGCUUCUCAGCUGCUUCAGAUAUUACAGAGUCUUCAUCCUCCUUUGAAAAUUGAUGGCAAAACUAUUGGGGUUGAUUUUGCAAAAAGUGCCAGAAAAGACUUGGUCCUCCCAGAUGGUAACCGGGUCAGCGCCUUCUCUGUGGCUAGUACAGCCAUUGCUGCUGCUCAGUGGUCAUCCACACAGUCUCAGAGUGGUGAAGGAGGCAGCGUUGACUACAGUUACCUGCAGCCAGGACAAGAUGGCUAUGCCCAGUAUGCUCAGUACUCACAGGAUUACCAGCAGUUUUAUCAGCAACAGACUGGAGGAUUGGAAUCUGAUGCAUCAUCUGUAGCAGGCACAGCAGUGACCACCACCUCAGCGGCUGUAGUAUCUCAGAGUCCCCAGCUGUAUAAUCAAACCUCCAAUCCGCCUGGCUCUCCGACUGAGGAAGCACAGCCUAGCACUAGCACAAGUACACAGGCCCCAGCCGCUUCCCCCACUGGUGUAGUUCCUGGUACCAAAUAUGCAGUGCCUGACACAUCUACUUACCAGUAUGAUGAAUCUUCAGGAUAUUACUAUGAUCCGACAACAGGACUCUACUAUGACCCCAACUCGCAGUACUACUACAAUUCUUUAACCCAGCAGUACCUUUACUGGGAUGGAGAGAAAGAGACCUAUGUGCCAGCUGCAGAGUCUAGUUCCCACCAACAGACAGGCCUACCUCCUGCAAAAGAGGGCAAGGAAAAGAAGGAGAAACCCAAGAGCAAAACAGCCCAGCAGAUCGCCAAAGACAUGGAACGCUGGGCUAAGAGUUUAAACAAGCAGAAAGAAAAUUUUAAAAAUAGCUUUCAACCUGUCAAUUCCUUGAGGGAAGAAGAAAGAAGAGAGUCCGCUGCAGCAGAUGCUGGCUUUGCUCUCUUUGAGAAGAAGGGAGCCUUAUCUGAGAGGCAGCAGCUCAUCCCAGAAUUGGUGCGGAAUGGAGACGAGGAGAACCCCCUCAAAAGGGGUCUGGUUGCUGCUUACAGUGGUGACAGUGACAAUGAAGAGGAGCUGGUGGAGAGACUUGAGAGUGAGGAAGAAAAACUGGCUGACUGGAAGAAAAUGGCCUGCCUACUUUGCCGGCGCCAAUUCCCAAACAGAGAUGCCCUGGUCCGGCAUCAGCAGCUGUCAGACCUACACAAGCAAAACAUGGACAUCUACCGGCGAUCCAGGCUGAGCGAGCAGGAGCUGGAAGCCUUGGAACUAAGGGAGAGAGAGAUGAAGUACCGGGAUCGAGCAGCAGAGCGGCGGGAGAAGUACGGCAUUCCAGAACCUCCAGAACCCAAGCGCAAGAAGCAGUUUGACGCUGGCGCCGUGAACUAUGAGCAGCCUACCAAAGAUGGCAUUGACCACAGUAACAUCGGCAACAAGAUGCUCCAGGCCAUGGGUUGGCGGGAAGGCUCAGGUUUGGGAAGGAAGUGUCAAGGCAUCACAGCCCCCAUUGAGGCCCAAGUUCGCCUAAAAGGAGCUGGCCUAGGAGCCAAAGGCAGUGCAUAUGGAUUGUCAGGUGCAGAUUCCUACAAAGAUGCUGUCCGGAAGGCCAUGUUUGCCCGGUUCACUGAGAUGGAGUGAGAAAGAGAGAUGACAGGAGCGCCAAAGAGCACAAGGAAUGGUCUGUCUCCUGAAUUCACUCUACUGCCUGUCUCUUUAAGGGCAUGCCUUGUGCUGUUAAUAGUUUUUAAGGUGAACCACUUCAUUCUGCAAGGUUCUCCCUCCCACUUAAAGGAGUUCCCCUUACAUGGGUUGUCUGGUGAAUGUUCUUCCUUCCUGCCAGAGGGCUUGUGAGUUGGUGAGGGGACAGUGGGCCUUUUAUACUUCAGUGUACAUAGUGUAAUGUAGUGUGUUUUACAUGUGUAGCCUAUACUGUGGCCCAUCAGCCCCUCGAGUUCUUCGGGGGUGUUGAGAUGCCGUAGGUGGUAUGUGAUACCAAAGCCGCCUCUCAUUUGUUGUCGUGCUGUCUUUUCUUGGCAAAAGCCUUGUGUAUAUUUGUAUAUUACACAUUUGUACAGAAUUUUGGAAGAUUUUCAGUCUAGUUGCCAAAUCUGGCUCCUUUACAAAAGAAAUACCUUGAAAAAUGAGUGUGUGUGUGUCUUUUUUCUUGAGUGACCCAGUGAUUUGAGAGUUUAGCAUGUUUUAAAACUCUCUAUGGAAAUUCAACCGUAACUGAUUUAGCUUUUCCACUUUCUUCCAGUUUCUAAAGACUAAAGUGAACAUAAACGCCCCACUCCGGUUUGCAUGGGGCAGGGGUGUUACUGCUCUGCAGGGUAAAUCCUCCCUGCAGAGGAUUUGGCCAUUGAUAAAGGUGAUAACCUGGUCCACCCUCUGCUGAGUUGGAGAAACUGAGGAAACCAUCUCUCUCCCCCUGCAGCACUCCGUUUCUAUCCUGUCACCUCAACUGCUGAGGGGUUACUCAGGGACGUUGCAGGGUGUCCGUUCUAAAUGGUGUCAUCCCAUCCUUGUCACCAUUUUGCCAGCAAGGUCAUGCUUGACAAGCAGAGGAAGUGUAUUUGGAUCUGAGGCUAAUCCCCAGGCCAGAUGAGGUAGAGAUGGCUCCCCCUGUCAUCAUCCUGGCUAAACUGAGUGUUCAGGCUCCACAUCUGAUAUAUAGUUAGGGAGGGGCAACUUGUCAUUAAAACUAGAACUCCAUAAACAAUAAAUUUAAAGAAACAAACC